Caenorhabditis bovis is the source of this 3204-nucleotide messenger RNA. NCBI's taxonomy places the organism in Eukaryota, Metazoa, Nematoda, Chromadorea, Rhabditida, Rhabditidae. The record is from the annotation of a GenBank genome assembly.
AUGCCGAAGUCUACAAUUGAAAUAAAAAACGAAAACACAGAAAAUGGAUAUGACGAUGAGGAAAUUAACGUCGAAAUGAUUGAUGAACCAAGCUCAUCGCAAAUAAUGCAACAAGAAAACAUGGACGAAAAACCCACGUUCAUUUGCGAACUUUGUCAUUGUGCUUUCGACUGCAAACCCGCAAAAAACUUCCAUUUGCGCGUGGAUCACUCCGAUAUUGAUACAAGAAGUCUGUUGGAGGGAAAUGCGGUAAUAUGUGAAGAAAACCUGAUUGAUGAUGGAAAUAUGGAAGAAUUAGUGGAAGAUACCUCGGAAAAUGUUUCACAAGGGCCUCCGCCGAAGAAAAGAACAAGACGUAAAAAGAAUCAGAUGCUACCUGGAGAAGAGGAAUUUCUUCAACCACAAGGUCGUACAAUGACAACGAAAGAGCUAAUAAACGGAAGGCGAGGAAAUUCCGAUUCAAAAUCAAGAUCUCGAGCGUCAACUUCUAUUAGGAAUGACAAUAAUUUAAUUCAUAAUAUUGUUGAAAAUGCUCCCGAAAUCGGAGAAGAGGUAGUAAUUGAUCAGAUUGGUAACACAUACAUACAUGAUGACGGUCAAUACCAGUAUAUUCACCUACCUCCUGGUCACGGAGAGAAUAAAAAGAAACAUACUGGUAAGAUGGGAGCCCCCCGGAAAAACACGCCGGCCCAAAAACCGAGAGUCUACGAGCCCGGCAAAAUCCCAUUCCGUCUUCGUGUUGGUGAUGUAAAUGGAAAAUACGAGUGUUAUAUAAAAGAAUGUAAUUGGAAAGGUGGAUACCGUUCGUUGAGAAUGGACCAUAUGAGGUCAGUUCAUCCCGAAUGGAAAAUGCCGAGCCGGUUUUUGCUUCAGAGGAUAUCGAAAGAAGGAAUAUACCUGAAUCCUGACGAAUAUGAGCCGCCAAUACCAUGUUUGGUGCCCGGAUGCACGUGGAGAGGCAAUUAUCGGGCAUCGCGAUCUGCUCAUAUGCGCCAAGUUCAUAAAGAGAUUCACGAGGAGAAUAAGAAAAAGACCUCAAUGGGUGGAUACGCCCCAGAGGGUCCAUAUCUUUGUCACGUGACGGAAUGCGAUUGGCGCGGUGUUUCGAGAACGACGCGAUCGAAUCACAUGAAGAAGGAGCAUCCGGACUGGACGGCGCACAAUAGGCAGUUCGUCAGGACGAUUGUUCAUGAAUGCUUUUUGUGUCAGAAUCCAUAUAGUUCAGUUAAUCUGCUUUAUCGUCAUAUUUCGGAUUAUCACGGUGCUGGAUUAGAGACUUGGAUGGGUGUUGUUAUGAGGCUUUUUCAUAUUACAUUUAGUCGAAAAAUUGUGCACAGAAAUGCCAAUGGCUUGGUGAAUUAUUUGCUAACGUGCUCCUGUUCAUCUAUGCGGCAGGCGAUUUUGACAAGUACUAGAAAUGCGGCGUAUUCUACAAAUUUUCUGAGGAAACGAUCUCAACGCAUAAUUACUCGACGAAAAAUUGAGUGUGCUUUACAUCUUAAUAUCACGGAGAACUCGAAGAAUGGCAAUGUGCACGUUGUUGGCUGUCUGGAGCACACGGGACAUCGUUGGGGCACACCUCAAAUUCGAUGGCAUAAUGUAGAUCGGCAGGUUUUCUACGAAUAUAUGGAGUAUCGAUCGGAGAACAAUGUUAAGAUGCCGUUGGCGAAACUUCUGAACUUUUUCGAGGAGUUUGAAUCCUACAAAGCUCCGCGAUUUGAGCCAAACGUUGAGCCAAUUGAUAUGGAAUAUGAGCAGGCUGAUGAGAAUGACGCGAUUUCGCUUUACAAGUUGAUUACGGAUGGUGUCAUCGAUCAGGACGCUUUGUUCGAUGUCCAUCUCGCCCACGCGGAAAAUGGAAGGAUUGUCGAGAAUGCGACGAUAACUAUUGGAUACAUGAACGAUGAAAUGAAGAAAUCCUAUCUGGAGCUUUUGCAAACGCCGAACAAGCCAUGCAUCAUUGAUCAUUCCCGCCUAAACGUUGGCGAUCGAGAAUUGUCGGUGUUCACUGUGCUAUCGCCGUCAUACAAUCCGAGAUGCUGCUGUGUGUAUAUUACUUCGUGUCAUGAAACGGGCUAUAGGGCGAUUUGUAGCAAAUUGCAAGAAGUAUCUCCGCAACCGCCAAUGAUUUUCAUGGUGGAUCCUUCCGAACAAUGGGUUCGUGAAGUUGCUUCAUUUUUCCCCGAACAUCGAACAAAUGUUUUGAUUUCGGAAUGGACCAUUCUCGAUUUUUGGGGAAAAAUGGUUGAACAAAUGAUCUCAAAUGAUGCUGACCAAUUUUUUGUAAUGGCCGCAUUGCGAAAACUUCUAAGAAUCGAUGAAUCCGACGAAUUCCUAUUAUUCAUUGUGGAGUUCUUCGAAGCUCUCAGCGAAGGAAGUUGCGAGGAUUUCAUUAAAUUUAUGGAUUUUCAAUUAUCCGAUGUACAAUAUUUUAAAAGAUGGUGGCCAUUUCAAAGAAAUUCGCGCGGAUUCUCGAAUCCAAUGCUUUUGAGUUGUUCGCGAUCGUUGCGCGAGAAUUUCUUGCAUCCGACGAAUUGCGACCGAAUCGACAAAUAUAUUUAUCUUCUUCAGAAGCGAAUUGCCGAAUUCAAUUCGAUCACCGCGUAUGUGACCGAAUAUGCGCCCGAGUUCAAUGAAUCGGAAUGUGUUCAGUAUGAGGAAGUAUUUGAUGAUUACGAUCAGCAAAUGGACGACGACGGCCAGCAGCUUGAAGUCAAUGAGGUGUUCAUACCUGGAUCGGAAAUCCCGCACCAACUUCACAACGAGGUUGUUGUUGAUGGAAUUAUUGGCAUGGAACACGUCAUUGAUGGAGAAGCUGUGAUGUUCACUGAUGACAUCCCAUCGACUUCCGGUAUCAAUCAGCAACACGUGUACGAGUAUUAUGAAGAAGAUGAUAAAACGGAAUUGGCUGCCGCCGAUCCGGUCAUGAUUCACCAUGAUGAAUAUGUGCCGUUGAAGAGAAAAAUUCCGACGUAUGAUUUGACGGAUGACGAGAUUGGUAGAAUUGCAUCGGAAAUAAUGAGUAUCGACCGUCGAAAAAAUCGCGGCUCAUACAAAAAGCAGCAGCGCGUUUAUGAGCCGCCGCCGGAAAUGUACGAAGAAGUCCUCGUAAUGAAGCCCUACGAUCCGAAUGAGCCGUCGACGUCUGGAACGCAGCCAUCGUCAUCGACAGUGUCAUAUAUUCCCCCGCAAUGGCAUGAAUAA